AUGUUGCGGCUCGUGCUGACGCUGCUAGCGAAGAAGAAGGUGCCACCUCCGCCAAAGCGGGGGCGACCCGCGACCCCCCAGCGAGGGAAGUCGAAGUUAGUUCCAAAGGGGCGCUCACCGUCGUUGACCCGAAAAGUGACACCGAAGGUCGUCAGCCGUCAGUCGCCUGCGAAAAAGAGCACGAUCAAGGUAUCCACUGCGAGGGUUAGCCGUAGGAGCGAUAAUAAAGGUAGGGGGAGCAAACUGAUCGACGAUGUGGACAGCUUUCCCGUGGCGGCUGCCGUGGAGCAUGCGCCCGCCGUCGUCCCGUCAGUUGAGGUUGCAGCUACAUCCACCGCGAUGACGGUGACUAGAAAACCACACUACUCUCUCGCCACAGCUGUUUCAACUGUUAUUGUCCCUCCCUGCGCGAACGCCGUGCUGGAGACGAUGAAACAGACGCUCUCACCUUCCGUGAGAUCUCCAAGUGAGGCUGGUGUCGACCUCUGCGGUGAUGGGAGCGGUGUCGAGCAGGGCGGGGAGCCACCGUCACAAAUGGAAGAAUUUUACACGCCAAAGAAAGGACCUCUCUUUGCCACCGCUGUCAUUGCCGGCACUAAUGCGGUUAAACAAACCAGUCAAUUGAUCCCCUUCUGCCACCCAGCGCGCAUACACAAGUGCUCCUUUACCUUUAGGCGGCGCGUGCUUGGCGGCCUUACACGCAUUUCCUCCCUUCCUCAUCGUGUUGUUUUGAGGAAAAGAGCAACACCUUCCCCUCAUUCGAGCCGCAACCGUCCUGAGUGCAGCGUUAUUUACUGCUUUUGUACGGUGGCAACAGAUGAUGAGACACGUUCCGGGGUAGAAAUGGAGGCACUAGCUGGAGCAACGAUGGCAGCACUCACAAUGUACGACAUGCUGCGCGCCCUUCCGUCUGCGCAGGAAGAUGGAAUCAGCGUUGGCGAAGCCUUUGUGCUGGCAAAGAGAGGUUCCCGUGGGGACUUUACGAAGCUCCUCGUAUCUGAGCUUCCAGCGGAGGACUCGGCUGGUGCCAUGGGCGAGGUAAGAAGAGCGGCAUUAACCACAGGACGGGAGGAUAACGCAAGUGAGGACAAUUUCACAUACGCUGAUGACUAUGAAAAUCUAAGUGGUGGGGAAGGGCUGGAAACUGGAGUGGAGGAACACAGGAAAGUUGGAACUCUACAAACCUCCGGGUCGCGAUGCGGAGGGUUAGACGAUGGAGAGCACCAGUCAGAAGAAUUCCACGGCGCUGCAGAUGCCAUUGAUGGUGAUGCUGCGAGGCGGGAGCGUCAGCGUGAGCGUGAUGCAAUUCUUGGUGAGGCAGAGGAAAUGGAGGCGGAAGGGAGUGUUACCAACCCGGAAGAAGAGGAAAGGGCAAUGCCGGAAGAGGCUGCCACUCUGAUAGAUCGGAGCGCUUGGUGGAGGUCCACCGCACGGGAUCGGAGACUGCAACAUUUGCAGCAAAAUAUGAGACAUGAAGGGAACUCAAAUCGGUCGGCACCUCAGGCUCCGGCACACAAGUCACCGGAGGUGAGGCCACCGAUGCAGAAGGAUGCGAUGAAGAAGUUAGGUGUGAAAAACAAACCUCAGGAGUUGCCGUUUCAAAGGCCAAAGAUUAUACCGGUGAGUAAAAAAUCUGUGAAGCUUGUGGAUAAGAAUGGUGGUAUCGCUGUUCCGAAGGGGCAGCGCGUAGUUGUGGUGGAGGACGAGUAUUAUGAGGAGAAUGGGGAUGAAGCACACGCCGACGAUGAGAUUUACGGUGGUGAUGAUAGUGAAUAUGAGGAACUUUACAACGACGAUGAUGCUUUGGGGGACGAAACUGCAUUGGAGUCCGAGGCGCAGCAUAAGAAGUUGCUGAGGUACAAAAGUGGUGAGUCUGUUAGAGCGCAGACCACAUCCAGGGGUGCCGUCAGCGUCCACAAGAAAGGAAGGGACUACCGUGAUAAUGACAGCUACAACGACGAGAAUGCCAGCGAGGACGGUUUGUUUGAAGAGGAGAUGGAGAUGGGUUCACGACAGAAGGUUAAAAAGGGUAAAAUAGUUCAGUCAUUGCUUUCCCGAAGGGGAAAUGCCAGGGCGACCGACGAUAGCUACGAUCACGACAACCAGUCUGUGACAUCUCCCAAACACGAAUCGUGGGAUGCCGAGGAAGCAAAGGAAUGGGAAAGCGAAGAGGAUGAUUGGAGUAAUAUAAAUAUGCACAAUGAAACCGAGAGUGUAGCGAAGGGGCAUCUGCACGCCAAAAGGCGUAAUCCCCUCCCACUACCGAAGAAAAAGGAGAUGAAAUUCAAGAAGACUAUCAAACAGAAACAACGCCCUGAGAAACGGUAG
Messenger RNA from Trypanosoma brucei brucei TREU927, 2328 nucleotides. RefSeq names its product molybdenum cofactor biosynthesis protein, putative. The record is from RefSeq and is a predicted model, not a curated record. The coding region runs from base 1 to 2328 and encodes 775 amino acids. NCBI's taxonomy places the organism in Eukaryota, Euglenozoa, Kinetoplastea, Trypanosomatida, Trypanosomatidae. The transcript has a single exon. Gene Ontology annotation, biological process: Mo-molybdopterin cofactor biosynthetic process.